Molecule: messenger RNA, 1478 nt
Organism: Sipha flava (yellow sugarcane aphid)
Lineage: Eukaryota; Metazoa; Arthropoda; Insecta; Hemiptera; Aphididae
Gene: Stlk
Product: STE20-related kinase adapter protein alpha
Exons: 3
Coding region: 258-1370 (370 amino acids)
Biological process (GO): protein phosphorylation
Molecular function (GO): ATP binding; protein kinase activity; protein serine/threonine kinase activator activity
Source: RefSeq, a predicted model, not a curated record
UAUAGAUAGUAACGUUGUCUUGAGAGCAGAGCUGUUGCACUGGUACGAGUAAAUCGUACUCGUAGUGUAGGUAAGAAAACGGGACGCAUACACUGUCGGUCACGAAACGAAUCGUAGUUGGUCAGUGAUUGCACGGGUUUGUUCGCCUUGUUGUUUUCUGGAGAACGAAGAACGGAAGAAACGAGUGGGAAAAAACGAGCCAAGCGCGUUUGGUUGUUUUUCGUUGGACGCGGUGUUAACCCCUCGUUACGCUCGAAAUGAAUUUCGAACCGGACCUUAAGCAGUACACAAUGUGCUCGGUGUUAGGCUCGUGUUUCUCGGACCGCGCUAUAGUGUUCCUCGGCAAGCACAAUAAGAGCGGCAACCUGGUAGCUAUGAAGAACUUCAACCUGGACACCAUGUCCAAAACCGACUGUCAACUUAUACAGGACGAGAUAUACAAUACGAGGCAGCUGAUGCACCCGAACCUUAUACCGUACGUAACGUCGUUCUUGGACAAAAGCCAACUGUACGUGGUGUUCCCGCUGAUGGGUUAUGGUUCAUGUCGCGACUUGCUGCGCAACCAUUUCGUUGAAGGGCUGCCAGAAACGGUCAUUGCCUUCGUACUAAAGGAUGUGCUUCUGGGGCUCGAGUACAUCCACAACAAAGGACUGAUUCAUAGGGCCAUAAAAGCUAGUCAUAUUUUGAUACGCGCUGAUGGACACGCAUGCCUAUCAGGAUUGCGAACCAUGUGUUCACUUGAUAAACGGUCUAAUUUACAUUCCUUGCCGUUACAAUCGGCCAACAAUCUAAAUUGGUCCAGCCCUGAAAUGCUCGAACAAAACUUGCUUGGGUACAAUGAAAAGUCUGACAUCUAUAGCAUAGGCAUAACCUCAUGUGAACUGGCCAAUGGUUUUGUUCCUUUUGCUGAAACUGAGACCACAUUGAUGCUUACACAGAAAGUAAAAGGACUAAUUCCACACUUACUGGACUGUACUACUUGUUACCCGUAUGAUGAUAACGCUGCUGAUAAUGGUUACCAGUCUGAAGAAACCAUUGGCAUGAAUGCUGCACCAGUGAGCAGUGUUAAUACAAGAAUGUUUACUGAAGCGUUUCACAAUCUUGUUGAAUUAUGUUGUCAACGAGAUCCAGAAAGUAGACCUUCUGCACUCGAUUUGUUGGCACAUACAUUUACUAAACAAGUGAAAAGAAUUAAUGUUAAAGUUACUGAUUUGUUACGACCUGCUGUACCAUUGUUAAAGACAAAUGUUGCAGAAAUAAGCGAUGAUCUUGCUUCCGUAGGGGGUAUGUCACAACAACUGAGCGAUCUUGAUCUGUUAACGUAUGCAUGGGAUUUUGACCACAAUGAUAUAAUAGUACCAACACUAUAAAUACCUAUUACCAGUAUUAGUUCAUAAAUAUCAAUCCUCAUUAAUAUUAUAUUUGCUAUACUCUUGUUUAAUGAUAAUUAUAUAUACAUAUAAAACUAUAAAUGUUAU